Porites evermanni is the source of this 795-nucleotide messenger RNA. NCBI's taxonomy places the organism in Eukaryota, Metazoa, Cnidaria, Anthozoa, Scleractinia, Poritidae. The record is from the annotation of a GenBank genome assembly.
AUGGCCAUUAGUCGGGGAAGACUUCCUACUCUAAUUGCUGUGGUCUGCGCGGUAGCUAUUCCACUAUAUUUUAUCGUGAAGAGAACUUCCCUUGAUGGAGGAUAUGGUGAAUGGUCUGAAUGGGGACGGUGUUCGAAAGAAUGCGGAGAAGGAACGAGUGAACGGCGUCGCAAUUGUUCGAAUCCCACACCUGGAUAUUUUGGGAAAACUUGUUUGGAACUAACACUUGGUCCACCAGUUGAAGAAAAACAGUGUAAAGAUAAAGAAUGCCCUAUAGACGGCGGUUUUUCGGACUGGGGUGCAUUCGGAGAGUGCAGUAAACCUUGCGGAGACGAUGGCGUUAGGAAAAAAACACGUACGUGUUCCAAUCCGCCGCCUCAGCAUGGCGGCAAAGACUGCGAAGGACCGGCUGAAGAAACAGAAGCUUGCAAUAUUAAACCUUGCCCUGUAGAUGGAGGUUUCACCGAUUGGACACCUUUUGGCGAAUGCGACAAGACAUGUGGCCCAGGAGUGAAAAAGAGAACAAGAGCUUGCACAAAUCCUGCCCCUGCCCAUGGUGGAAAGAACUGCGAGGGACCGAUAGACGAGGUGCAGGAAUGCAACGUCAAGCGUUGUCCUGUUGAUGGUGGAUUCACAGAGUGGAGCGAGUUUGGACCCUGUGAUAAAACGUGCGGUGGUGGCAUGCAGUUUAGAACGCGAAAUUGUACAAACCCAGCACCCGCAGAUGGAGGGAAAAAUUGUGAUGGGCUAAUACGAGAGACGAAAGAGUGCAACUCUCAGACCUGCACGAAAUAG